UCUCUGCAAUUCUCUUGUUAAAAAGCGCAACUAAAUAGAAUAACUCUCGGUUAUCUGACCUCGUACAUCUCCAAUUCAUAGCGACAAGCGGUUCUCCACCUGUGUAUCUUGUCUGGGCGUUUAUCCGGCGUAUGAAUGGACCCGACAUGGAGGAGAUGCCGUUUCACAAAGUCAAGACCCGGCGGAAGAGAAGCCACUGCCCGCCCGGUGUUAUCGCUUGCGAGGACGAAUUCGACUGCAAAGAGUUCGAGUCUCUCUUUCACAACUACAACCUGAAGCUGGAGCAGACAUCCACUCUUAAAGCGCUGUCCGUGCUCAUUCUGAUGACGUCCAGUCUGAGUCUGCUGGAGCUGCUGUCCGGACCUAGUCUCACCAUCUCAAAGGGCUCGUACCCCGUGCACUUUAUCAUCUUCAUCUCCCUCUUUAUCGUUACCAAUGUCAAGUACCUCCAGGUGACUCAGCUGCAGCAGAUUGUGCACCUGACUCUGCUCUUCAGCUUCACAUUCUCUUUGCUUUGCUGUCCGUUUCCGUACGUGUCCGGCGGUUCCGGUCCGGAUCAGGGCUUGUGGCAGCUCGUGCUGCUCACAUUCGUGGCGUACUGUCUUCUGCCGGUUAGGACUUUGCUGGCUCUGCUGUUCGGGAUCAUGCUCGGUGUAUCUCAAGUGAUAGUCACAGCCACGUCAAUCACGAUCAAGACGCACAAACUCUGGAGAACGUUGGUUGCGAACACAGUGCUCUUCACGGGUGUGAAUAUAUCUGGUCUGUUUGUCCGAAUGCUGACAGAGAGAGCUCAGAGGAAGGCAUUUCUUCAGGCCCGAAACUGCAUUGAGGAGAGAUUGCGCAUGGAAGACGAGAAUGAAAAACAGGAGCGUCUCUUGAUGAGUCUGUUGCCCAGGAAUGUUGCAAUGGAAAUGAAAGAAGAUUUCCUUAAACCCCCAGAGAGGAUCUUUCACAAGAUUUACAUACAACGGCAUGACAAUGUCAGCAUCUUAUUUGCAGAUAUCGUGGGCUUCACCAGUCUGGCGUCCCAGUGCACUGCACAAGAGUUGGUCAAGCUCCUAAAUGAGCUCUUUGGCAAGUUUGAUGAGCUGGCUACGGAGAAUCACUGUAGGAGAAUCAAGAUAUUGGGCGACUGCUAUUACUGCGUUUCAGGACUAACACAACCCAAAACUGACCAUGCUCACUGCUGUGUGGAGAUGGGUCUGGACAUGAUCGAGACAAUUACGUCAGUAGCUGAGGCCACUGAGGUGGAUCUGAACAUGCGUGUGGGGCUGCACACAGGCCGUGUGCUCUGUGGGGUGUUGGGUCUGAGAAAGUGGCAGUAUGACGUGUGGUCAAAUGAUGUGACGUUAGCCAAUGUGAUGGAAGCUGGUGGACUACCUGGGAAAGUGCAUAUCACACGCUCUACACUAGACAGUUUGAAUGGAGAUUAUGAGGUGGAACCAGGAAAUGGCCACGAGAGGCACUCUUUUCUUCUCAAACAUGACAUUGAAACAUUCUUCAUAGUACCAAGUCACCGCAGAAAGAUUUUUCCUGGCCUUAUCCUCUCAGACAUCAAACCUGCUAAAAAGAUGAAGUUUAAGACAGUGUGUUAUUUACUGGUGCAGCUGAUGCACUGCAGAAAGAUGUUCAAAGCUGAGAUUCCCUUCUCCAGUGUGAUCACCUGUGAGGAUGGAGAUAAGAAAAGGGUGCUUAGCUCCGCACCAGAGAAGCUCGGAAACCGGACUUCAGUAUCAGCAAAUGCCACUCAAAGCAGUCCGGGAACAAGAGUAAACCGCUACAUCAAUCGCUUGAUUGAGGCCCGGCAGACAGAAUCUGACACAGCUGACCUGCACUUCUUCACACUCAUCUAUAAAGACUCUGAGCGGGAGCACAGGUAUCAUCAGCUGAAUGAUGAGUAUUUCACUGCCGCUGUGGUGCUGUCUCUGUUCUUCGCUGCGAUGUUUGGCAUCCUCUACAUACUCAUCAUACCACAGGGGACCGUGGUGUUGGUACUCUUGGUUUUCUGCAUUUGUUUUCAAGUGGCAUGUAUCAUGUAUUUGCACAUCACUAGAGUUCAGUGUAUUCCUGGGUGCCUCACCCUACAGAUCCGAACAGUUCUGUGUGUAUUCAUAGUGCUACUUAUAUAUGCAGUGGCCCAGGCCUGUGUGGUGGGCUGCAUGUCGUGGCUUUGGAUCACCAAUUUUACUCACUCCAUUGUUAUCAUUGACACUACUGGUGGGGUCAACCACACCAUGGCAGAGCUUCCAUGUGAGGGGUCCCAGUACACUUUUUUAUGUUGCAUGGUGGGCACACUGACAGUGGCACUCUUCCUUCGAGUUUCUUGGGUGUCUAAAAUGGUCCUGUUAUUAGUGCUGGUGCUGAUAUACAUUACAAUUCUGGAGCUCAGUGGAUUCAGACGAAUUUCGGGGUCUGGUUUGAUCAGUAGUUUGGAGCCCAUCCUUUCUCUAACGGUCUUCUCCACCGCACUGGCCCUGCACUCCAGGCAUCUGGAUCUUAAACUGCGCCUUGACUUUCUAUGGGCCACACAGUUUCAGCAGUGUUAUAUUAAUAAUCCAGAGGAGAACCGGCCCUCCCGGUUGAGUCUAGUCUCUCCCAAGGCAGAAGAGGAAAGAGAUGGCAUGGAAAAAGUAAAACUUGACAACAAAAGAAUUCUCUUUAACCUGCUGCCUGCACAUGUGGCUCAACACUUCUUACAGUCAAACCCAAGAAAUAUGGAUCUAUAUUACCAGUCCUAUGCUCAAGUAGGGGUUCUUUUUGCAUCCAUUCCAAACUUUAAUGACUUUUACAUUGAGCUGGAUGGCAACAACAUGGGCGUAGAGUGUUUAAGACUCCUGAAUGAGAUCAUCGCUGACAUUGAUGAGCUCAUGGAUAAAGAGUCCUACAAAGAUAUUGAGAAGAUCAAAACCAUCGGCAGCACGUACAUGGCAGCAGUUGGAUUGGUGCCCACCAUUGGAACCAAGUUGAAGAAUUCCACUGAAGCUCACUUAAGCACAAUAGCAGACUUUGCCAUUGAAAUGUUUGACGUCCUUGAUGAAAUCAACUAUCAGUCAUAUAAUGAUUUUGUAUUGAGAGUGGGUAUUAAUGUAGGCCCAGUAGUAGCAGGGGUAAUCGGAGCUCGAAGACCACAGUAUGACAUUUGGGGGAACACAGUAAACGUUGCCAGUCGCAUGGACAGCACAGGUGUCCCAGGAAAGAUCCAGGUUACAGAGGAUGUCUACCAGUUGCUUCAGAACAACUAUGAUCUGGUGUGUCGCGGUAAUGUCAGCGUGAAGGGCAAAGGUCAGAUGAUUACUUAUUUCCUAGAGGGCAAAGCACAGGAUGCAGGCAACAGAGCACCACAUCACACUGGUGGUCUAGAGCGGAGAGUUCAUGCCAUCGCUCGCACCACUAGUGCACAAACCAAGACUGAUAGUACCUCAGCUAUCACCUCAAGCUUUGUUGCUAGGGUUGGCAUAAGCAACACCCAAGGGACACACAGUCGCAGCGCUGCCACCUACAUACCAACUGUAGAAGAAAUGGAGGAGACCCAAGAAGAAAGUGUGUUGUAGGAGGAAAGAUCUCAGUAUCUAAACUGAAUGACAUAACAGGGACAGAGCUGUGAAGAGUGAAAAAACUGUCGAUUCCAUGAUUGUCUUCCAUUUUGUAUAAUAUCCCUUCCCCAAAGCAUCUGCUUUCUCAUUGGUCUACAUUCCAAUUUAGAUCAAUAUUAAAUCCAAAUUGACCCUUUACUUUUUUAUAACACAAUUUAAAUGCACAAUAAGUCCUUAGUUAUACAUUUCAAGGCUUUGUUGUCCACAAUUUGUAAGCGUGUGCUGUUCCCAACGAGGAAGAAUGUUUGUCUUUAUGAUCUAACAUCAAAAAUAACUUGAUAUGAUUCUCAAAUGACUUAUUUUGCAGGUGAUGUCAUAAAGGCUGUGUGCAAGCUAUUGGUCAGAUUGACCCAGCAGCCAUAGGGCAAUUUAUGCACUGUUACUUUUUUAAGCAAUACAAGCUUCUUAAAUCUUGUCAAAAGUUCAUAAAGUAAUUCAAUGUUAUCAACAGAAAUAAAGAUUUUAGCAAAUGCAGCAAAUAACCAUUUCAAGAACUACCAUUGAGAUGUCUUAAUGUAUUCUAGAGGAUGGACUUAAUCUCUAGCCUGCAUACAUAUAAAGGUCAAAGAGGCAUUGUGGUGUUUCAAGAGGGAAGUUCCCAUCUGGAACAUUUUGGAAGCCAAAUGGAUUGUGAAUCCUGUAUAAUGUUUCAUGACUUUAAAUGCUCAACAUUUCUUUUAAACAUAAACAGUUUUCAUAUUAAAAAUAAAAUGUGUGCACAGCUACUUUACAAGACAAUA
Molecule: messenger RNA, 4333 nt
Organism: Triplophysa dalaica
Lineage: Eukaryota; Metazoa; Chordata; Actinopteri; Cypriniformes; Nemacheilidae
Gene: adcy1b
Product: adenylate cyclase 1b
Exons: 21
Coding region: 132-3551 (1139 amino acids)
Biological process (GO): intracellular signal transduction; cAMP biosynthetic process; adenylate cyclase-activating G protein-coupled receptor signaling pathway
Cellular component (GO): plasma membrane
Molecular function (GO): adenylate cyclase activity
Source: RefSeq, a predicted model, not a curated record